AUGCAGGAACGUCUCGGUAUUGAUACCACGGACUUCAUGAGAUUGCUCCCUGCGGCUGAGAGAGAACACGUGGAGAAAGUACACAAGGUUCAGAAGGUGUACUAUGGUGCCACUCCAGGGCUCCUUAAAUUGGCUGGCGAGGUACUUUCGGUUGUGGAUGAAAUCGAGCGCAUCGACCGUGCCAUUCACAAGGCGUAUUUCAUUUGUAAAGCCAUCAUGGAGGAGACAGAAAACAGAGUUGUCGGACGACUUUUCCUGGAUGAGGCUUUCAACGGUUCGAACGAAGAUCUUUCAUCUGUGAUCAACAGUAUCUACGAGCUCCGCACGGAUUCAAGGGAUGCAGUCAACAGCAUUGAUGGAGUGAAGGAUGAUCUCGCGGAGAUCUUGGAAGAGGAGGGUGGAGCGAAGAAGGACUUGCUGAAUUUGCAAGAGUUCGUCUCGGUGUUCUUCAAAGCAAAAGAGAUGUUGGUUUGCCGGAUCGAGAAGUUCAACGCGGAUAGGGAAGUACUUGUACGUGCCUUACCGUUUGAUGUCUACGUGCGGGAUCUGGAUGCUCUCAGCUAUACCGAUGAGGAGCUUUAUUAG
Molecule: messenger RNA, 585 nt
Organism: Cladophialophora carrionii CBS 160.54
Lineage: Eukaryota; Fungi; Ascomycota; Eurotiomycetes; Chaetothyriales; Herpotrichiellaceae
Exons: 1
Coding region: 1-585 (194 amino acids)
Source: RefSeq, a predicted model, not a curated record